AGCGGGGCGGACUGGGCAGCUCUGCUCGGAGCUGGAGGCUCCCGGGCCGAUGGCUGGAUGGUUAUGGGGCCAGGCAGCCUCCCCCCGGCGGCUGUGGAGCGGCUCCGGGGGCCGCGGCGGCGGCCUCUGCUCAGCGUGGUGGUGCUGCUGGUGUCCGUGUGCCUGGCCCCGCCGUCCGCAGUGCAUGGCCAGCAGUGCCGAAUCCAGCGCUGCAAUGCAGACUACGUGGCUGCCACAUCUCCUAGCCAUGCCUUGCCGGAAGAGACACCGCUGGACAUGGAUUAUUGCAUUGCCUUGCGUGCGUACUCAGUGUGCACCAGAAAGACAGCCAAAUCCUGCCGGGGAGACCUGGUGUAUCACUCCGCUGUCUUCCGAAUCAAGGAACUCUUUACGCAGCACAACUGCUCCAGCGACGGGCCAACUUCCUCGGCGAAAGCCCCUGGCACACCGGACCCUCUGGUUUCAGAGCUGUGCAACUAUGAGAGCCGAUCUGGCUUUCAGAAGAAAUUUGCCCACUGUGGAUUAUUUGGGGAUCCUCAUUUAAGGACCUUUAAAGAUGAGUUUCAGACAUGUAAAGUAGAAGGAGCUUGGCCGCUAAUAGACAAUCAGUACCUGUCGGUCCAGGUCACCAAUGUCCCAGUUGUUCUAGGAUCCAGCGCCACGGCCACCAGCAAGAUCACGCUGAUCUUUAAGAGUUACCAGGGCUGCACGGAGCAGAAGGUUUAUCAGGCGACCACAGAGGACCUGCCACUGGCGUUCAGUGAUGGCACAAGAACCGGAGGGUGGCAGGAGGGAGCCAGCAGCCUGCGCAUCCUGGAAAAGCCGGACGCCGGCCAGGUGGAGAUCCAGGCCAACUACAUCGGCAGCACCGUCAUCAUCCGCCAAGUGGGCCGCUACCUCACCUUCGCCAUCCGUGUGCCGGAGGAGACCCUGAACCUCUCGGAGGAGAGCACUGGCCUCCAGCUCUGUUUGCACGGCUGCCCAAAGAACGAACUGAUCCAGGAGCAUAGGCUGAGCCUGGGGAGCUCCAGCCCUCUCUGGCCCAGCUCCCGACGGGCCUACACAGUGGAAAUGGCCACCGAGCAGUGUCGCCACAUCCUGCAGGUGGAGGACGUGUAUUUCCAGUCCUGUGUCUUUGACCUGCUCACCACGGGGGACCCCGAGUUCUCCAUGGCUGCUCACGGGGCCUUGGAAGACUUGAAGGCCUUGUACCCCAGCAGACUCAAGUUGCAUACAGUCUCCAAUACUAUUAACGUGGCCACUGGCGCUCCGGGGCCUGGGCAGCCUGCUGCCUCGUUAGUCUGGUGCGGUCUUGCCUUUCUAAAGCUGUUCUGGUGCUGCUAAUGAGUGCGGACCUUGUGUCAGUAU
Molecule: messenger RNA, 1368 nt
Organism: Gopherus evgoodei (Goodes thornscrub tortoise)
Lineage: Eukaryota; Metazoa; Chordata; Testudines; Testudinidae
Product: repulsive guidance molecule A-like
Exons: 3
Coding region: 58-1344 (428 amino acids)
Biological process (GO): BMP signaling pathway
Cellular component (GO): plasma membrane
Molecular function (GO): coreceptor activity
Source: RefSeq, a predicted model, not a curated record